Molecule: messenger RNA, 1043 nt
Organism: Lonchura striata (white-rumped munia)
Lineage: Eukaryota; Metazoa; Chordata; Aves; Passeriformes; Estrildidae
Source: RefSeq, a predicted model, not a curated record
UGCCGUCCGGUGCCGCAGGAGAAGGUCGCCCGCUCGCCCGCUCGCUCCGGGGGAUUCCCAGGAUCUCGCUCGGCCGCUCGCGCCGUCUCCCGAGCACUCGGGGACAUGUCGAGGUGGGCGGAGGCCCGGUGGGCCGGCGCCAGACGGCGGACGGCGGCCGCGGCGCACUCGCCCUCCUCGAGCUUUCCCCGGAGACGCCUCCCUUUACAAGCGCCCCGAGCCUGAAGGCGCUGCCACGGCGAGGAGGCACCGAUAAAGGAGCAGGACGCGCCGCUGCGGCGCCGGGAGGGAAUUCCGGGAACCCCCGGGAAUUGUUCCGGGAAUUCCCGGGAAUUCCGGGAGGAUGAAGCUGCUGGAGAACUCCAGCUUCGAGGCCAUCAACUCCCAGCUGACCGUGGAGACCGGCGACGCCCACAUCAUCGGCAGGCAGGGCGAGGGCCCACUGAGCGACACGUGCAGCCGCAAGACGCUGUUCUACCUGAUCGCCACCCUGAACGAGGCCUUCCGGCCCGACUACGACUUCAGCGCCGCCAAGAGCCACGAGUUCAGCCGCGAGCCCAGCCUCAACUGGGUGGUGAAUGCCGUGAACUGCAGCCUCUUCUCGGCCGUGCGCGAGGAUUUCAAGGCGCUGAAGCCGCUGCUGUGGGACGCGGUGGAUGAGGAGAUCUGCCUGGCCGAGUGUGACAUCUACAGCUACAACCCGGACCUGGACUCGGAUCCCUUCGGGGAGGACGGGAGCCUCUGGUCCUUCAAUUACUUCUUCUACAACAAGAGGCUCAAGAGGAUCGUCUUCUUCACCUGCCGCUCCAUCAGUGGUUACGCCUACACCCGCCCGGACACCGGGAACGAGCUGGACAUGGACCUGGGCGAGGGCGACGCCGAGAAGGGCGACAGCGGCGACCCCGAGGGCGAGGGCGGCGCCAUCGAGGAGGACAGGCCGCAGGUGAUGUGCAUGUGAGAUUCCCAGCGGGAUCCGAGACACCGGGAACGGAACCGGCAACGGGAACAGAACCAGCAAUGGGACUGGAAAUGGACUGGGAACC